Epinephelus moara (kelp grouper) is the source of this 8321-nucleotide messenger RNA. It is a transcript of the gene itprid2, whose product is annotated as ITPR interacting domain containing 2. The coding region runs from base 250 to 4479 and encodes 1409 amino acids. Gene Ontology annotation, molecular function: signaling receptor binding. The record is from RefSeq and is a predicted model, not a curated record. The transcript has 24 exons. NCBI's taxonomy places the organism in Eukaryota, Metazoa, Chordata, Actinopteri, Perciformes, Serranidae.
AAUUUACAAGAGGAACAGUGUGCAGUCACUGGGGAAAAAACACUAUCGCCGUUCUUCCAACUGGAUUUGGUGAAAGCUUAAUUUAUUAACUGGCUCCGUUGGUAAUGAUGUUCCCUGGUAUUUUGUUACGCUGAUUGGGUGAAGGAGUUUUUCUUUCAAGGUGUGUUACCUGUUACUGAUGUUGCUGUAGAGUCGUCAGUCGCCUCUGACUGACUGACUAACCCUGACCAGACACACAGACAGGCAGAUAUGAAGAGUGGAUCACAGGGAAUGGACACCAGCACUGCUCCAGAUCCCAGAGUGCAGUCAGACUGCAGCUUAGCGUGUCUGCGACGUCGGGCCUGGGCCCAGAGCAGAGACUCCAUCUGGCAAGAAUCAGAAGCAGAGAGCCUUGACUCCCAGGGCCCCCAACAGAGCCAGAGGGACGGGGGAGAGCAGAGACCCUCAGAGGAUCCAGGGCAAGUUCCAAACAAGAUCACCAGCUGGCUGAUUGACUGCAGGACUCCCCUCGGAGCCUCUCUAGAUGAUCAGACUGCUUCUCCCAGCAAAGGAGUGCUGAAGAACGGCUGCAGCUUUGAAGAUGACCUUUCACUGGGAGCUGAAGCCAACCAUCUUCAGUCCAGUAACAAUAAAACUGAAUCCUGUUUUGGUCUUGCGGCGGAUCAGAAGAGGAGUCAGUUUAAAGAGAGAGGAAGAAGUAUGAACUCCACAGGAUCAGGAAAAAGCAGCACUGUGUCCAGUGUUUCAGAGGUGUUGGAGCAGUCAGACGAGCACCCAGAGGAGACCUUCCUUAACCUGCGUGUGUCAGAGCUGCUAGAUCUGUACGAGGAGGAUCCAGAGGAAAUCCUCUUAAAUCUUGGUUUUGGUCGAGAAGAACCCGACCUAGCCUCAAAGGUUCCUGCCAGGUUCUUCAACAACUCUUCCAUAGCACGAGGCAUUGACAUCAAGGUAUACCUGGGAGCUCAGCUACAGCGCAUGGAAGUGGAGAACCCCAACUACGCCCUGACUAUUCACCAGUACGCCAGGACACAUAAAGGAGCAGGUCGUUUCCGUCAGAUUGAGGUCUUGACCUCAGUAGCUAACGAGUUCUUCCAGCUCUACAGUCAAGUUUCUGGUCAACCUGUCCAACGCAUCAGCUCCAGGGACCAAGGAGGAGAAGUGGGUGAAGCAGGUGAGGAGAAGUCAUCUCCUUCUCUAAAGAGGAGCGGCUCGGCUCGAAAUGUCGCCAAACUCCUCAAGAAAACCAUCACCAAACACAACCUGCUUGCAGCCUCCUCCGAGUUGCCUGAAGUGAACACACCUAACCAGAAAACACCAUCAAACGGACACGCCACUUCUGAUCACACACACACCAACGGUCACGCACACACCACCACCUGGCUGGAACAGAACGGCAGCAGCACCGAACCCGACCACCAGGUGGAGACUGGCACCCAGAAACACAUGCGCAAGAAAGACAGCUGUCCCUUGGCGACAGUUAAAGAGGAAACCAAUGGGGAUGGAGAAGAAAGUCCUGAACAGAGCAGCAGCACCGAACCAGCAGCCAAUGGAGAGCAUCAACCAGAGUCAGCUGACUCUCAGUCAUCCAAUCAGAAAACUGAAGAGGGAACCCAGGUGGUCAAGGAGGAGGAGAAGAACCUGACUUCAACCCCAGAGAAAGCUCCUCCCUCCCUGCCCCCGCUUCAGCUGGCCCAGCUUCGCACAGAAAACACAGACUCUUUCGACAUGGAGGAGAUUCAGAGUAACGAAGAUGAGGCUCCUCCACUCAGAACUUCCAGAGCCACCGACCUGUUGAGGACAGUCAGUCAGCAGUCAGACAGCAGUGGUUUCGCUGAGGAGCCCUCCGCUGACUCCAACAGCUACCUCAAGGUGCAGGAUAGCAGUGACAGCUGUGACAGUGAGACCACUGUGACGUCACACCCUUCACUUGAUUCGGCCACGCCACUUGCGAUGGACCAACCAGUGUUCGAGCUGCCAGAUGGCCCAGAGAAAGAGGCGGGGCCUGGUGGUCCUACUGAGGUGGAUGGGAGGAGUAGUUCCAGGGAAGAAGAUGAGCAUGAUGGGAAUUCAGAGCAGUUUCCACAGUACACCGCUCACCACCUGCCCAGGAACCAACCAAUUGGAGUGCGGCAGGAUGAGAGCGAGGAGAAGGAGGAGGAACAGCAAGUUGAGAUUGGAGACCGAACUGAUCCCAAACCAGAACCAGAGCCAGAACCAGAACCAGAACCAGAACAGGAGAGUCUGUCUGCUGCAAAAGAAGAACCACAACAGACCACAGCAGAAACAGAGCCACCCACAGCAGAUGUGGCUGCUGAGGUUCAAGAAGAGCGUGAAUUCUUGGAUGAUUCUGGUUCACUCUGUUAUCCUCCUCCUCCAUCCUCUCCGGUUCUCAACGCUCUGAUCCGAGCCAAGCAGAACCAGCUGACCCGGAAUGGGCAGCGGGGUGACCCCCAGUCCGCCAACUCCCCCCCAACCCCAGGGAGAGGACGAGGAAGACGUGGUGUCCCUCUACAGAGGUCCUCCUCCCUCCCACUCUCGUUCCUCUCACCCUCCAGGGUUGUGUCCUCCGUCAGGAUCCAGUUUGGGCGCGGCCAGGCGUCCUGCACGCAGCCCAGGUACUCCUUCAAAUACACCCAGGAGGCUGAGGGGGACAAGGGAGAGGAAGAAGAGCAGGAAGGACAAACUAACAUUCUGUCUACUCUGAUCAUAAACCCUGCUUCGUCGUCUGACUCUAUCAACCAUCCGACAAGGCUUCCCACAGAAACUCCCGUCCCACCUAAACCCAUCCCACGCCACCUGAUGCGGUCAACAGUUUCCCUGCAGAGUGCCAGCCCUCCUCCUAAUUGGUCACCAGGAAGCCAAGCCCACUCCUGGAGUACCCAGAGCGUUCCCGAUCUCUCCUUCAAUCAGCAGCAACCAGGCCAGUCCCAGCAGAACAUGAGCGCCAACCAGAACCAGCAGAGUUGGAAUCCAGGGCAGACGAUGUUCCGUUACCCUAAUCCUAAUCCUACAGCUCAGUACCCAAGCCCCAAUCCUAGUCCCAGCCCCUACCCCUUCACUCCGAACCUUCCUACACCCUACCCCUCCCCUCUCCAUCCAUACGCCAGCCUCCCUAACCUCGCUCACCACCACAACUUGUCCCACCAUUCCAGUCUAACCAGUCUCUACCAGCCUGCAACUCUUGCAAACCCCCACCACAGCAGCUUCUCUAACCUGCAUCAUGCCUCAGCUCCUGCAACUCCCCACCACGUCAAUCUGGGCAGCCUACAUCCAGGAACUCCACCGAUGCCCCACCAAGCGUACAGUCACCUAUACGGUCAUCAGCCACCUUACCAUGCAACUCCAUAUGGCUCGCAGUUUGUCUCACCCUACCUUGGUUACCAUGGGUACAACAUGAACCCACACAUGGCCUACCCUCCACACGUCACCCAGUAUCCACCACCUCCAGAGCACAGCCUCCACCCGGGGCUUGCUCCUCCUGCUGCAGGCUUCCACCCAGGCCUGGCUUCAUCCCUCGGCUCAGGUCACAGCCUCCACCCGGGCCUCGCUCCUCACGCUGCUCAAGGUCCAGGAUCCAGCCAGGGCCCAUCCAGCACUGAGAUGCAGCUGAGGAGAGUUCUGCACGACAUCAGAGGAACGGUUCAGAGUCUGGGCCAGACGCGAGCUGACACUCCAGAUGCGUUCAGGGACCACAGAGCACCUCUGUCAAGCCACCAGCCUUUGGCAGAGUUUCAGCAGAAAAGGCAGAGUCUCAACUUGUUCCGCAGUCAGAUGAUGGACUUGGAGCUGUCAAUCAUCAGACAGCAGGCUCAGGUCUACAAACACCUGAGCCCGGCCGACAGGAUGGAGGUGGAGCAGCUUCAGUCUCUGAGGUCAGCAGUGAGGGAGGAACUUCAGGAGCUGGAACAACAGCUGGAAGACAGACUGAUGGAGCUGACGCAUCACCCACAACACAGGGGUCUCCAUAGAGACAGCAGUGUUGACAGUCUGUCCACAGAAUCUGCACUGAGAGCCAUGGAGCCGGUGUCAGACCUCCUCAGAGAGCAGCAUUACCUCCGAUCGGAGCUCAGCUACGACGGCCACGCCACCCCCACCGAUCCCUCUUCCCGAUCCUCCAGUCCAGUCCAUGGAGGGGACGGCGAGCAGAGAGGAGGCGUGUACAAGGCAUCAGUUAACAUAACCCCUGCCCCACCUCCUCGACCGAACGCACACAUUGAGGAACAGAAGGAGGAGGAGGAGGAGGAGGAGGAAAAUAGGGAUGCAGGAGAAAGAGGAGGAGGGAGUGGAGGAAGAGGAGGAGGAGAAGCAUCCAAGGAGGAGGGAGCAGCAGGAGGAGUCAGAGUGGAGAAUCUGCAGCAGCUCAUCAAAGAGAUUCGGGAGAGUGUGGCACAGGAGGUCCGACAGGAGAUCUACAGCGAGCUGCUCGCUGCCGUGUCGCCACGGCGAUCGCCCCUGCCUGGCAGGCAGCACCCCCUGUAGUCACGGCGACAGCAGAGCACCGCCCACUUUCACCUUCAGCCUUCAUGACCACAGCCUGAGAGCAACACUGUCUGUCUGUAACACUGUAUAGCUGAGUAACACUGUCUGUGUGGAACACUAUGCGUCUGUAACACUGUAUGUCUGUAACACUGAUGACGGAUUGAGCACAUCGCCCGCAUGUGAUAAACUCAGACGGGACGCAGAGCGCGGCAAGGACGCUUGUGUGUCUGUUUGCCAGUGUGAUGCAUGCUGGGAACACCAGUCUGGACCUGUGAACGAUCAGCGAUGUUGCGUCAUCUUUUCCUGUUUUGUUUUUCUAAGCUGUUUUGAUCAAAGUCAGGCCUCAAACUAUUUUCACUGCCACUAAUACUACAAGUACGACAAGUACUACGAGUGGUGCUGCUAACAGUGCUCUGCCAGUACCAGCACUAUGAGUCCCAGUCCUGUGAAUGUACCCAUCACGUUCUUUUGCCCACAGUCCCAGUCUGAGAUCAGAUCAGUCCGUCCUGAUAAGAAUAAGAACAAAUAAUCAGUAGCUUGUGACCUAAAACAUUUAUUCAUUUGGUUGUUUGGCUGAAUUGAGCCUUUAACAUGUUGUCAGCAUCACACAGGGGACCAACUUCCUUUAAUUAUACUGUAAGUGCCUUAAUAAUCUUUAAUCUGAGCUCUUGUGCCUUUUUAGUUUGGGGGCUACAUUCCUUCAUCUUUAAUAAGAUUUCUCUGAGUCUGUCAAACUUUAACGCCUUAAAGUUACUCAUUCCAUGCACAUUUCACCUUCAUGUAAAACAUUUAAAGAGGUCUUAAAAUAUACAAUUAAGGGAUCAUGAUCCUUAGCUAUCCACAUUCCUUCAUCAUCAUCUUCAUCACCAUCAUCAUUGUCAUUGUGCAUCUGUUCCUCACGCCUCAUUCACAGUUAAAUCCGUUGGUUAAUGUUUUUUUCUUUGUGCUAAGCUGAACUGAAAGGAUCUCACAAAACCCUGGACUGUCCCUUUAAAGGCCCAGACAAACGACACCGACGUCAGAGAACUCGUGCCGACAAAAGCUGACUGUUCAGUUGUCUUACGUCGCCUGUGUGUCGGUCAAAAAGUUGCACAUGAUAUGUUAUACAGAUGUUAUACAUCUGCGUGACAGGAAAUAACGUUUCACAUCAGCAGGCGGCAAUAGACCCAUUUUGUGUUUGUAAUAGUGAUGACAUAUUUUGUGGGCGGAGCCGAACUGGUGGCAGAAAGGGACAGUAGUUGUGUCGGUGUGAGCGCCAAGUAAAAAAGCACUAUAUCGUUUCUAUUUCUUAACAUGAGUUUAUGAUCUAUGUGUAGUGGAAAAAAGUUUUGUCUGCAGUUAAUUAGGAUCUUGAUAUUUAGGCUAAUCACUGCUCAAUGCUCAGUAGAGGAGGUUGCGUUGGGAUUAUUUGGAUUAUUUAAUUAUUUACGUGGUGAAAGAUAAAUCGUCAUAAGAGCUGUAAAAACUCAUUUGUCACGCAUGAAUUUGACUUAUUGUCCUUGAUUAAUAGUUGUGGAGACGUCCCCACGUAAUAUGAUUUAGUACAACUUAUGACUAUGCUAACGCACUAGCUAGCUAACACUGUCUGCUUAUUAACACCUUAAUCAUAUCUAAAUAUAUUAACUUUCACCACUGCUCUCUUUAGAAAGGCCACCGCAAGAAAACACGUUCUUUGUUUAUGUUAAAGUCUAGCCAAUAAUGUACAUUUAGAUCGCUUCAUCUGCGUCCAGGCAGGGAAAGUGAAAUGACCCUAACAUUAGCGAUGUAGCUAACGUAGCUAGCAUGCUACCUUUGGCUAAUCGCUGACAGCUUGAAACAAGUGAUGAUUAAUUUUCUGUUUUUUAAUCUAGACAAAGAACGUGUUUUCUUGUGGUGUCCUUUCUAUGUGACCGCUGGUGAAAGUUACUGUAUUCUGGAGUUAAUAAACAGACAGCGUUAGCUAGCUAGUUGAAAAGUUGUCUAAUGUUACUAUUAGCCAAAUCCAUGCUAGCCAAAUGUGACUUUUUACAAUUUAUAAUGAUGAUGAAUUAUCUUUCACCCCAUCAGUUAUUCUGUUCAUGUAAGCCUCCAUGGACUAUUCAGCAGCGAUUAUAUCCUGAAUAUCAAGAUUAUAAUUAACUGGAGACAAAACUUUUACUAGACAUUUUUAUUUCAGGUAUGUCAACUGUUUCUCUCCGAUGUCCACUGUUUUUUUUGCCACCAGUAUGCGCACGCAACUGCCUUGACGUGACCGUGACGUCCAGUCAACAUUGGUCCAUAGUCUUAAAUUGUUGUUCGAAAAGGGCAACCGGGAAACUGUCAGAAUGGAUUCAAGACAGUUGUCAGCCAGUUAGCAUAUGAACAACACAGGCCUAUGUCGAUAGAACAAAUGAUAGUUACCGUGUGCUAGCAAACAAUAACACAAACAAUUACGAAACAUUUUUUCCACAUAAAAGCCAACAAGGGCCAGCGGUGCAAGACACACUGCAAAAACUACGGCAACAGAUGCCUGCUGAUGGCUCAACAUCGACCAAUGUCCGGCUGUUGGCGUCAUGUGUCGGGGCCUUUACACCUACAGUCUUUGCUUUGUGUGUGUUGGUUGUUACUGAGCAGGUGAUUCGAUUCGUGUGUGAUGUCAUGAGGUACUGUGGAGGUCAAAGGUUACUCCGCAGCAGCAGCAGGUUUCAGUAAGUUGUCAUGGUGACAGUCAUGGUGAUGAUGUUGAUAAUGAUGCAAUCCCCGGUGUGAGGGAGGAGCUUAGCGAGCACACCUGAGCUGAAUUAGCCUCGUUAGCAUGUUAGCUUCCCACUGUCCAACGACAAAUCUGUGUGCAAUAAUAAUAUGAAUAUAUUGAUUAUGUAUUGAUUACUGACACUAUCAGUAAGUCACUGCUAACAUUUCAGGUCAUCCUGCACCACUUCAGCACAAACUGUCUACCUGCACAUCGGAUACAAACUAAUCUGCAGCCAGUUUUCUGUCGAGAGAAACUCUGAUUUUCCUGCUUUUUGCACAGAAUCCACAGAAAUAAUUGAUUAUUGAACAAUUGAUUACUAAUUAUUGACCAACCUAAUUAAUGAGCAUCCAUUUUCUUGAGCUCUAAAGCCUGUGUGGAGUGUCUCUGUGGUCCCUCGAUGGUUUUCAGAUGAACAGUCACAUCUGAAAACUUUGGGAGUCUCUGAGGUGACACGAGCACGCUGCACCCACCAUCGCUGAGUGUGAUUGGCUGAGAGACCUGUCAAUCAAUGCAGACAUGCUCCUAAAUACCUCUUCUUCUUCUUCUUCUUCUUCUUCUUCUUCUUCUUCUUCUUCUUUUUUUUUUUAAAUCUUCGUAGAACAAUGAGUCUUAAAUCUUCCUCACAGACUCACAUUAGAAUUUAAAUAUCUACUGAAAGCUGAACUUUUGGAAACAAUUUAUUAACUUCUUGUUUUUGUGGAUGUUCAUUUGUGAUGUUUGGGAGCAGUACAUGGUGAAGAGAAUCUGAGUUGUAUUAAAAGCUCUAAAUCAUUAUUAACCUUUGACCUUUUGAUUCUCUUCACCAUUUACUGACGUUGUUUGUUUCAACUUUUUUAUUUUUCAUGUUCACUGAUCACAAACUUUGCUCUGCUGGACCAACACUCACUGUGAGCUCCGAGGCUCUGCGUGCUUUUAUUUUUAUUUUUUAUUUUUUAUUUUUAACUGAUCAAGAAAAGAAAAAUCCCUCACACACUUCUAAUUACAGUUCACUGUCUGUCUGUCGGUGUCUAUUAAUUUCUAUUGAUGUCUAUUAAUGAUGUGUAUUUUGUAUUGAUGUCUUGUCGGCGGGGUGCAGGGGAGGGAUCACUCUGUAGAGAUGAGAAUAAUAAAGAUGUAUUUAUUUUCAGUA